Molecule: messenger RNA, 3172 nt
Organism: Rana temporaria (common frog)
Lineage: Eukaryota; Metazoa; Chordata; Amphibia; Anura; Ranidae
Product: mucin-2-like
Exons: 8
Coding region: 104-3172 (1022 amino acids)
Source: RefSeq, a predicted model, not a curated record
UCCCGGGUGGAGGACACGCUGAGAGUUCCCUUGGUGUUCCGGCACUUCCAGGACUCACAUUCUCAUAACCCCCAGCCAUGCGGAAGUCCCCGGGGACCCUCUGAUGUGGAGCCUUGUGACCCUUCCGUCCAUCAUGGUGUCCGGGACCCCUUAUCUUCUCCAUGUCCUCCUCAUUCUCUAUCAGGUGCAGAGCAGCCUGGAGGAGACCUUCACUAAUGGGACAUCUACAAAUAUCAACAAUACUGAAGAAGUCUCAUUCCACGGCACCACAGAGGUGACACCUUUCACCAUCAACACCACGGCAUUGACAGGAGGAGCCCCCUACCCAGAGCCAUCGGUGUACAAUGCCAGUGCCGACCCAGACUUGACCUUUUCCCCUGGAGAGGAGAACCCGGUCACCACCAACACUAACGCAGACACCGGAGAGGAGAACCAGGUCACCACCAACACUAACGCAGACACCGGAGAGGAGAACCCGGUCACCACCAACACUAACGCAGACACCGGAGGGGAGAACCCGGUCACCAACAACACUAACGCAGACACCGGAGGGGAGAACCCGGUCACCACCAACACUAACGCAGACACCAGAGAUGAGAACCCGGUCACCACCAACACUAACGCAGACACCGGAGGUGAGAACCCAGUCACCACCAACACUAACGCAGACAGCGGAGAGGAGAACCUGGUCACCACCAACACUAACGCAGACACCGGAGGUGAGAACCCGGUCACCACCAACACUACCGCAGACACCGGAGGUGAGAACCCGGUCACCACCAACACUAACGCAGACACCGGAGGUGAGAACCCAGUCACCACCAACACUAACGCAGACAGCGGAGAGGAGAACCUGGUCAUCACCAACACUAACGCAGACACCGGAGGUGAGAACCCGGUCACCACCAACACUACCGCAGACACCGGAGGUGAGAACCCGGUCACCACCAACACUAACGCAGACACCGGAGGUGAGAACCCGGUCACCACCAACACUAACGCAGACACCGGAGAGGAGAACCCGGUCACCACCAACACUAACGCAGACACCGGAGGUGAGAACCCGGUCACCACCAACACUAACGCAGACACCGGAGGGGAGAACCCGGUCACCACCAACACUAACGCAGACACCAGAGAUGAGAACCCGGUCACCACCAACACUAACGCAGACACCGGAGGUGAGAACCCAGUCACCACCAACACUAACGCAGACAGCGGAGAGGAGAACCUGGUCAUCACCAACACUAACGCAGACACCGGAGGUGAGAACCCGGUCACCACCAACACUACCGCAGACACCGGAGGUGAGAACCCGGUCACCACCAACACUAACGCAGACACCGGAGGUGAGAACCCGGUCACCACCAACACUAACGCAGACACCGGAGAGGAGAACCCGGUCACCACCAACACUAACGCAGACACCGGAGGUGAGAACCCGGUCACCACCAACACUAACGCAGACACCGGAGAGGAGAACCCGGUCACCACCAACACUAACGCAGACACCGGAGGGGAGAACCCGGUCACCACCAACACUAACGCAGACAGCGGAGAGGAGAACCCGGUCACCACCAACACUAACGCAGACACCGGAGGUGAGAACCCGGUCACCACCAACACUAACGCAGACAGCGGAGAGGAGAACCCGGUCACCACCAACACUAACGCAGACACCGGAGGUGAGAACCCGGUCACCACCAACACUACCGCAGACACGGGAGGGGAGAACCCGGUCACCACCAACACUAACGCAGACACCGGAGGGGAGAACCCGGUCACCACCAACACUAACGCAGACAGCGGAGAGGAGAACCCGGUCACCACCAACACUAACGCAGACACCGGAGGUGAGAACCCGGUCACCACCAACACUAACGCAGACAGCGGAGAGGAGAACCCGGUCACCACCAACACUAACGCAGACACCGGAGGUGAGAACCCGGUCACCACCAACACUACCGCAGACACCGGAGGGGAGAACCCGGUCACCACCAACACUAACGCAGACACCGGAGGGGAGAACUCGGUCACCACCAACACUAACGCAGACACCGGAGGUGAGAACCCGGUCACCACCAACACUAACGCAGACAGCGGAGAGGAGAAUCCAGUCACCACCAACACUAACGCAGACACCGGAGGUGAGAACCCAGUCACCACCAACACUAACGCAGACAGCGGAGAGGAGAACCUGGUCAUCACCAACACUAACGCAGACACCGGAGGGGAGAACCCGGUCACCACCAACACUAACGCAGACAGCGGAGAGGAGAACCCGGUCACCACCAACACUAACGCAGACAGCGGAGAGGAGAAUCCAGUCACCACCAACACUAACGCAGACACCGGAGGGGAGAACCCAGUCACCACCAACACUACCGCAGAGGAGAACCAGGUCAUCACCAACACUAACGCAGACACCGGAGAGGAGAACCCGGUCACCACCAACACUACUGCAGACACCGGAGGGGAGAACCCGGUCACCACCAACACUAACGCAGACACCGGAGGUGAGAACCCUGUCACCACCAACACUACCGCAGACACCGGAGAGGAGAACCCGGUCAUCACCAACACUACCGCAGAGGAGAACCAGGUCAUCACCAAUACUACUGCAGACACCGAAGGAGCCUCCUACCCAGAUCCAUCGAUGUACAAUGUCAGUACAGACCCAGACUUGGCCCUCCCCACCAAAGAGGUGAUCCCCGUCACCACCAACCUUACAGCAGAGACAGUUGAGGGCCCCCACCCAGAUCCAUCGAUGAGCAAUGCCAGUGCAGGCCCAGACCUUUCCUUCCCCACUGAAGAGAAGAACCCAAUGACCACCAACCCUACAACCGAGACAGGAGGAGUCUCCCACCCGGAUCUGAUCUCCUGUCUCCUGGACACAGACUGCCCCCCGCUCAGCUCCUGUACAUCGGGCCCCGGGCCCCGCACCUGUCACUGUCACCUCGGCCUCUACUUCCACCCGCACCUCGGCUGUGUCACAGCCAGAACAUUCCCGGCCCGACUCGCCAUCUCCGCCCUCCGCUCCACAGACGGGAGAAUCCGAGGAGACGGCCAACCGGAGGAGACCCCGAUGUCCCGAGAGGUGACCGAGCUGUUCGGUGGAGUUUUCGGCAAUGUUCGGGGAUAUCUGUCCACGUCGGUGAGCGCCCUGCGGUGA